GCUGCGGUCCGGCGGUCCCGGCUCUCUCCUCCCAGCCGCUCCCGCCCCUCCCCUGCGCUGCCCAGGCUCUUCCCGCCGCCUCACGCGGCCCGCCUUUCUAGUCGGGCCGGGCGUGGGCUGUACGCUCGGCUGCCCGGGCCGCGGGACCGAAAUGCUUGGCUGGUAACCGCAAAGCAGACAGGAGCUGGAGCUGGGAGAACUGGAGAAAACCACUCUAAUCUGACUUGACUCCUGCUGGGAACCGCCGCUGCAUGGUCAUCACGAACGUUUGCAAAGUGCUUUCACAGUCUGUCCUGUGCUUUCAAGCCCUGAUCUCAUUGACCUUCACAGCCAUUCCUCGUGAAGUUGAUUUAACAGUCUCCGUUUUCCAGGCUCUGGGAUGACUCCUCUCAGAUUUCUCCAGACCUGAGCCCUGGACUGGAGCCAUGCUGCAGCCCCCAGUCCCGUGACCAGGUGGACAGCAGUUCUUGUGCCUGCACCCCAGAACCCUGGCUGACCACACUGAAGCACAAUGCUCCAGCAGGUUAAUGGCCGUAGUCCAGGAUUUGGUGCCCGAGGUGGAGAAUCACUUAGCGAAGACCUGCGGGAGUUCCUGGUUGGGGAGGCCCCGCUGCACCAGCUGGAUGACCUCACUAAGGUGAAUCCUGUGACACUGGAGACAGUCCUGAGGUGCCUGCAGGCCCGGUACAUGGCAGACACGUUCUACACCAAUGCCGGCUGCACCCUGGUGGCUCUGAACCCCUUCAAGCCUGUGCCUGAGCUCUACACGCCAGAGCUGAUGCGAGAGUACCACACUGCCCCGCAGCCCCAGAAACUGAAGCCUCACAUCUUCACUGUGGGUGAACAGACCUACAGGAAUGUCAAGAGCCUGUCCGAACCCAUCAACCAGUCAAUUAUUGUCAGUGGAGAGAGUGGUGCUGGAAAGACGUGGACGUCCCGCUGCCUGAUGAAGUUCUAUGCCGCGGUGGCUGCCUCACCCACGUCCUGGGAGAGCCACAAGGUUGCAGAGAGGAUCGAACAGCGGAUCCUGAACUCCAACCCCGUCAUGGAAGCUUUUGGGAACGCGUGCACACUGAGGAAUAACAACAGCAGUCGCUUUGGGAAGUUCAUCCAGCUCCAGCUGAACAGGGCCCAACAGAUGACCGGAGCUGCAGUCCAUACCUACCUCCUAGAGAAAACUCGAGUGGCCUGCCAGGCUUCCAGCGAGAGGAACUUCCACAUCUUCUACCAGAUCUGCAAAGGCGCAAGCAAGGACGAGAGGCUGCACUGGCACCUCCCCGAGGGGGCUGCCUUCUCCUGGCUGCCCAACCCAGACAGGACCUUGGAAGAGGACUGUUUCGAGGUGACCAGAGAAGCCAUGCUGCAUUUGGGCAUCGACACCCCCACCCAGAACAACAUCUUUAAGGUCCUGGCUGGGUUGCUGCACCUUGGCAAUACCUUGUUUGCUGACUCCGAGGAUGAAGCCCAGCCCUGCCACCUGAUGGACAGUGCCAAGUGUGCCCUCAGGACAUCAGCCUCGCUACUGCAGCUCCCAGAAGACACGCUGCUGGAGACGCUGCGGAUUAGAACCAUCAGGGCGGGCAGGCAGAAGCAGGUGUUCCGGAAGCCCUGCUCCCGCGCCGAGUGUGACACCCGCAGAGACUGUCUGGCCAAGCUGGUCUACUCACGCCUCUUCGACUGGCUGGUGUCGGUGAUCAACAGCAGCAUCUGUGCAGACCCUGACUCCUGGACCACUUUCAUAGGCCUGCUGGAUGUGUACGGGUUUGAGUCGUUCCCUGACAACAGUCUGGAACAGCUGUGCAUCAAUUACGCCAACGAGAAGCUGCAACAGCACUUUGUGGCCCACUACCUAAGGGCUCAGCAGGAAGAAUACGCGAUGGAGGGCCUGGAGUGGUCAUUUGUGAACUACCGGGACAACCAGAUGUGUUUGGAUCUCAUCGAGGGAAGCCCCAUCAGCAUCUGCUCCCUCAUAAAUGAGGAGUGCCGCCUUAAUCGGCCAAGCAGUGCGGCCCAGCUCCAGACACGCAUCGAGGGUGCCCUGGCGGGCAGCCCCUGCCUGGGCCACAGUAGGCUCAGCCGGGAGCCCAGCUUCAUCGUGGUGCAUUACGCCGGGCCUGUGCGGUACCACACAGCAGGCCUGGUGGAGAAGAACAAGGACCCUGUCCCCCCUGAGCUGACCAGACUCCUGCAGCAGUCCCAGGAUCCCCUGCUGCUGGCACUGUUUCCUGCUGACCCUGAAGAAAAGACUCAGGAGGAGCCUUCGGGCCAGAGCAGGGCCCCUGCAUUGACUGUGGUGUCCAAAUUCAAGGCCUCCCUGGAGCAGCUCCUGCAAGUCCUGCACAGCACCACACCCCACUACAUUCGCUGCAUCAAGCCCAACAGCCAGGGCCAGGCACAGACCUUCCUCCAGGAAGAGGUCCUGAGCCAGCUGGAGGCCUGUGGCCUGGUGGAGACCAUCCACAUCAGUGCAGCCGGCUUCCCCAUUCGGCUCUCUCACCAGAACUUUGUGGAACGGUAUGAGUUACUGAGAAGGCUCCAUCCUCAUAAGUCCUCUGGUCUCUGCAGUCCAUAUCGUGCCAAGGGGCGCUCCGAAUGGACCCCACAUGUGGAGGCGGCCAUGCUGCUGCCUCUCCUCCAGGACAUCCUCCACACUCUGACAGCAACCACAUGUGCUGAGCCCCCUGAGGCCAUGGCCGCUUCAGUGCACUGUGGCAAGACUAAGGUGUUCAUGACUGACUCUAUGCUGGAGCUCCUGGAACACAGGCGUGCCCAGGUACUGGAGCAGUGCGCCCGCUGCAUCCAGCGUGGCUGGAGGCGUCACCAGCACCGAAAGCAGGAGCGGCGAAGGCAGGCUGCCGUGCUCAUUCAGGCAGCUGCUCGUUCCUGGUUAACUCGGAAACACAUCCAGAGACUGCACAGAGCGGCCACAGUCAUUAAGCAGGCAUGGCAGCGGUGGAGAAUGAGAAUGGCCUUCCUCGUGGCUGAAGAACUGGAUGGUGUGGAAGAAAACUACACUGCUCUAGCGCCCCAGCCCCUGAGCUCCUCCCCACUGCAACCAGAGCAGACCAGGCUCCAAGGGGCAAUAAUCCGCCUCUGGCCCCUCGGACUGGUCCUGGCUAAUGCGUGUGUGGGUGUGCGUGGCCUUCAGAGGAAGCUGGUGAUCUGCGCCUGCCUUCAGCUUCCCACAGGCAGCCCCCGUAGUUACACCAUCCAGACUGCACAAGACCAGGCUGGGGUCACGUCCAUCCGAGCACUGCCUCAGGGCCCGAUAAAGUUUCACUGCAGGAAGUCUCCACUGCGCCACGCUGACAUCUGCCCUGAACCUUCGCCCUACAGUGUUACUGGCUUUAAUCAGAUUCUGCUGGAGAAACACAGGCUGAUCCACAAGUGACCUCCUCAUCCUCUACCCUCACCUGGCCAGGUGAUCCUUGUUUCCUUUGUUUCUACAGAGCCAUUUCCUGCCAACUGCCUUGCCAAAGAUAUUUAAUCCACAUGCAGUUGCCAAACUAUUCACACAUGCAAGCGGCAGCUCCAGCCUGCAAGCCAGGGGCCUGGCUGACCAUAGGCUACAGCUCAGGCAGUGGCAGGGAGUCAGGCUGGUGGUUACCUGGUUACAGGACUAGGGCCACAGCCAACCUCACGUUUCACUACCUUCAGAAAUCAAACUCGGCCAUGGCCGUCACUACACAGGGGCACUUCAUUCUCUACGGGCACUUUUGAAGAAAACUAAGCCAGCCUCAAGUGGGCAGGGGACAAUUUUGCAUUUCUGUUCCUUUUAAAAAGGAAUGAAAUCUUAGUAUUUAAUAAGAUCACUUAUUUAAUUUCAAACACAUUAAAAAUCAAGGACAAUGAACGUAACACGUAAGAAUCGCCAUAUCAUGUUAUUUAAUGCUCAAGUUUUUCACCUCAGUGGGUGUAUCAAUGAUACCACUGAUGUCCGACACAACUGUACACCAAAAAUAAAACAUUUUAAAACCA
Oryctolagus cuniculus (rabbit) is the source of this 3978-nucleotide messenger RNA. RefSeq names its product myosin XIX (gene MYO19). The record is from RefSeq and is a predicted model, not a curated record. Lineage: Eukaryota; Metazoa; Chordata; Mammalia; Lagomorpha; Leporidae. Gene Ontology annotation, cellular component: cytoplasm; myosin complex; membrane. Gene Ontology annotation, molecular function: microfilament motor activity; actin filament binding; ATP binding. Gene Ontology annotation, biological process: actin filament organization.